This is a messenger RNA of Magnolia sinica, 1252 nucleotides long. RefSeq lists its product as uncharacterized. The record is from RefSeq and is a predicted model, not a curated record. NCBI's taxonomy places the organism in Eukaryota, Viridiplantae, Streptophyta, Magnoliopsida, Magnoliales, Magnoliaceae. The transcript is spliced from 3 exons. Bases 49 to 1122 code for a protein of 357 amino acids.
UCCAACGAUUGAAUCGAGAAAUCCUGCAAUACCCAUCUCAAAAGAGCCAUGAAUAUCUGCUCCCUCAAUCUCAGAAGUACCAACCAAGUCAUUUUCCCUGCGAAAAUCUCCACCUUCCUGCAGAGGAUUCCAUGGCCUCAAAGACCCUUCUGUUGCAAUUUUGAGAAGAUGGGUCCUUUUGAAGCUCAAGGUAGAGAGAUUUUCGAGAUGAGGGUGUUGAAAUCGAAGCUUACUUCAUGUAGAUCUCCAUCUGUCAGAGUGAUGGGAAUGAAGAAGAACCAUGAUAAUUCGUCUUCAUCAGGAAGUGAUGAUCAUUCAGCUCCUGAUGAAGACAACAGUUCAUUUGAGAACACUAACUCCAUGGACCCCAGCAUCCGGAAGUCCCACCAUAUAUUCCGAGAUUGGCGAACUUAUAGGGCGAUUCUUGUAGCUUGGGAGAGGUUGCAGCUAUUGGAUGCUGAUGCUCCUGACCAAUAUGCAGUCCCCUCCGAGCUCUCCAACCCACUUGGUCCCAAGUGGGCCCACCCAAUUUCCAUGCCAGAGACUGGCUGCAUCCUAGUUGCUACUGAGAAGCUUGAUGGUGUUAACAAAUUCGAAAGAAGCGUCGUCCUUCUCCUCAGAGCAGGAACCAAAGACCCAGGGGAGGGUCCUUUUGGAAUCGUUAUCAGCCAUCCACUUCACAAGAAAAUCAAAGACAUGAAAUUUUCGACUCCUGAGCUUGCGACCAAUUUCAUGGAAAGUUAUUUGUACUUUGGUGGGCCCCUCGAGGCUAGCACGUUCUUGUUUAAGACUUGUGACAAUUUGCCAGUACCAGGCUUUGAAGAGGUGAUACCGGGCCUUUGUUUUGGUGCAAGAAACAGUCUAUAUGAAGCCACUCAGUUGGUAAAGAAAGGGGUGCUUAAGCCUCAAGAUUUCAGUUUUUUUGUGGGGUAUGCUGGGUGGCAGUUGGAUCAGUUGAGAGAGGAGAUCGAGUCCGGUAACUGGUUCGUUGCGGCUUGUAGCAUUGAUCUGAUUUGUGGGGUGUCGCCGGAUUCUUCAUCAGGUUUGUGGGAGGAGAUUUUGCAACUGAUGGGUGGUCAUUACUCAGAACUGAGCAGGAAACCGAAGCAAGAUAGCUCAUGAUGGUGCAUGGUUUUCUUCUCUAAGGAGGCCAAAUAGUUCAAAUGUACAUAAACAUCAUUUCAGAUUUUCUAAUCUUGUGUUGUAUCUUCAAAACUCAACAAUGGACCUUUUAAGAGUAGGGUAUAUAAUG